ACAUGCGGCUUACAUACCCGAGUACGGGAGAACGAGACGCUGCCCGUGCAUAUACUGGAUCCGAACACUUGGUGUUCGUUGCAUCCAUUUUCGAAGCACGAUCUUGACAAGAACAUGGACCGAUAGAUGUUGGCUGGCAUGAUGACGUUGUAGAGUCCUUGGUGUUCUUUCCGGCCUUUGGUUCACCGCCGCAAGUAGUGUUGCGGGUCACCUGCUUGGCGGUUGGAGUGUUCAAUUUUUGAGGCCUUUUCUCCACCGAACGUAGACCCCGAACACCCGCGAAGUCAUUGCCCGCGCUGUAUUUUGUUGGCGCGGAAGGACGGAGACCAAGCCCGCAAGCAGCCGAAUUGCUGUUUGCUGCCCCUAUUGGGACAAAAUGUCCACUGGUGAUGAGAGCAGAGUCAGCCCUCUCACGCCGCAGCGCACACAAGAUGAUCUUCGACAUCGACAACAUUUCUUGCCCAUAGGAACAAUAUUCUUGCACCAUCGUCUUUGGAACCAUGGCCACGUCUGAUAGCGUAGUUGUACUUUCCUCUAACGAACCUUCUGUCCAUACAUCUCAAAAGACCAGCGCGGACGGCCCAAUACAAACGGGAGACAGUCGCCCACAAGAUGGCAAGUCGGAUUGCUUCGUCGCCCGACUUCGGCGACACCUCUCGAGUCCUAUCGAGGUGACCAUCUUCGCAGAGGUCGAACUCCUCAUCCUCACCUUCUGCACCGGCAUCCAAGAUGUCACGACGUUCCCAGACUACCAUUGCUUCGCCUCGAACCAGACUGGUAACACGGUCAUGCUGGCGAUGGCGGUGUUGUUGCCAGAUGUAACACACAAGUUAUUCGUGACUGCAAAUAUUGGAAUGUCGUUGGGAUGUUUUCUGUUGGCAGGAUAUGUGACGGGACAGUUGAGCCACAUUAUAGGGGCACGCUCUCGCGUCUGGAUAGUGUUUUGCAACUUCUUCCAGACAGGAUUGGUCUUCAUCGCAGUGGCGCUGCAGUACACACACGGUGUGCAUUUGGAGAGUCCGCAUACUAUGAUCGUGAUUGGACUGCUCGCCUUCGCAUCUGGCAGCCAGGUAGUGCUGUCGAGGUCUUUGGCUAUGACCGAGAUAAGCACAGCCAUGGCGACGGCUGCGUGGGUGGACCUUUUGAUUGACAAGAAUCUCCUUGCGGUACACAACCGUCCGAGGACACGACGAGCUAGCUUUCUUGCUGCCCUGGUGGCUGGUGGCUUCUUUGGUGCAUACAUCUAUCGCGAGGUUGGCUCGGCAUUUGCCAUACUGAUUUCGGCAGUCGGCAAACUGGUCGUGACGUUUCUGUUCUUGUUCAACGGAAUGGAGAAGUCCCAGGGCAACACCAGCAUUGUGUAGUAGUGUGUCUGAGAUGUGAAAAUGAACGACGAGAUGUGAGCAAUGUUAUUUGAGGUGAAGGAGAAUGCAUAGUCAGGAUCAUGGCGACGGUAUUGAUAUGUUUGAUGAUGAUGGAUUUUCUUAACGCGAGUGAGCAGGACGGCAUUGGGUUUGAAAUCGGUUUUCGUGAAGCAGGCACGAUGAACUGCCAUCUAGAUGGUUAGAACAUGCAUAGCAUAGGUAUCGUCCCUUAGUAUAUGGUUAGCUAAUGAGAGGUCGGAACUAGAUCCCAGUUUCCACAGUUUCUGUGCGGUUGAUUUGUUCGGCGUUCAUAUGUAUGAAAGAUCAUCGUAAGUGCAUAACAUGAC
Messenger RNA from Exophiala viscosa, 1711 nucleotides. RefSeq lists its product as uncharacterized. Bases 501 to 1364 code for a protein of 287 amino acids. NCBI's taxonomy places the organism in Eukaryota, Fungi, Ascomycota, Eurotiomycetes, Chaetothyriales, Herpotrichiellaceae. The transcript has a single exon. The record is from RefSeq and is a predicted model, not a curated record.